Messenger RNA from Erythranthe guttata (spotted monkey flower), 596 nucleotides. Lineage: Eukaryota; Viridiplantae; Streptophyta; Magnoliopsida; Lamiales; Phrymaceae. The record is from RefSeq and is a predicted model, not a curated record.
AAACCAUGGCCGCCACCAAAGAAACUCCGGAAGAAAUAACUCCAGAAAUCCGCGAAGAAAUCGCCCAAUUUGUGAAGCGCGUGGGUGUCGGUCAGAAGAUGAAAGCAGAGCAUAACGUGAAGGAUUCGUUCUCGAAUCUUGUAGGUGGAGUUCUUAAACUGAUCUCCAUUAAAAGGGGCCGAAUCUCUUGCCUUCUUCAUGUUAAACCUCCAAUUCUGAACGGUUACGGCGGAAUGCAUGGAGGUGCAGUCGGAGCUGUAGCUGAGAGAGUUGCAAUCGCGUGUGCUAGAACAGUUGUCGGAAAAGACAAAGAUCUCUUCCUUGGAGAACUCAGCCUCUCUUAUCUCUCUGCUGCUCCACAUAAGGCAGAAGUAAUUGUUGAUGGAUCUGUGGUAAGGAGUGGGAGAAAUUUGACAGUAGUUGCAGUAAAUUUCCGACUUAAGAAAUCGGGACAGCUGGCGUUCUUGACUCGCGCCACGUUCUACAACAUGCCUGUUUCGAGUUUGUGAGAAAUAAUAUAUCUCAAGAUAAUGAAUAGUUUCUAUAUAUAUAUUUGGAUAUUCUUGAAAAAAAAAAUAUGGAGCUGAAUUAUAUGU